AUGGCUAUGGUAGCAAAACAAGGUUGGUUUCUCAUGAAUAACACGCAAGCGUUGAUGUCAAGGUUCUUUAAAGCAAGGUAUUUCCCUAAAACUACCUUCCUUGAUGCUAAUCUUGGUUAUAAUCCUAGUUUUGUUUGGAGAAGUAUUUGGAAAGUUAGAGAAGUGAUAACUUUUGGGUGUAGGUGGAGUAUAGGUGAUGGUAGCCAAAUAAAAGUUAUGAACGAACCUUGGAUUCGAGGUAAAGUAGAGGUUGUAUGCAUGGACUGCAACAACAAGUGGAAUAUGGGAGUGAUUCGCGAUUUAUUUGAUUGUGUAGGAGCGGAGGAAAUUAUUUUUGUACCGCUUGUGGAGGAUGUUAUUGCAGAUAGAUUGGUGUGGACGGAAGAAAAAGAUGGUCAGUAUAGUGUCCGGUCAGGGUAUCGAGUUUGGAAGAGUAUAAAGAAGUGUUAUAUCCAGGAGAAUCAUGAGGUUAAUUGUCAAGGUUUGUGGUCUAUCCUUGCGCCACCCCGGGUUCGGAUAAAACAACAUCAUGUUCCUUGUCGGAUUUGUACUGGAUGUUUGCCUUCCCGGGUUCGGCUAAAACAACAUCAUGUUCCUUGUCCUUCUACUUGUCAGUUUUGUGAGGUCUCUGAGGAGGAUGACUGGCACGUUUUUUUCGGGUGUCCUGGAACUAAUUCUUGUUGGACGUCAGCAAAUUUGCAUGAUACUGUCGCACCUCUUAUUAACCAUUCUGAUGACAUUAAAUCUCUUAUUUUGAAAGUUUGUAGUGUGGUGGAUAGAAAGGUGGCUGGGCGUUUUGCGAUUAUGAUUGAAACAUUAUGGCAAAAUAGGAAUAACUUUAUUUGGAACAAUAAGAAAGAGGAGGCGUCAAAGCUUGGUUGGUUAGCUUUUCACAGAUGGCAGGAUUGGUUUUUGGCUCAAAAUUUUCAGGAUAGAGAGGCGGGUGUUGCGUGGGAUGUUGGUACUUUAUCUGUGUUAGAAGCAGAGGCAAUGGCUUUGAAGGAAGCUAUCCAAGGAGCUUUAGCUUUUAAUCUCGAUCAUAUAGUUUUUGCAAGUGACUCGCAAAAGGUGGUGCAAGCUAUCCAAUCCAAUAUUGUCGGAAGUUCCGAGUUUAGCUAUAUUAUUCGUUCUAUUAAACGUUUGUUAAUUGAUUUUCCAAACUUCGAGCUCAUUAAUCCGGAGUAA
Vicia villosa (hairy vetch) is the source of this 1185-nucleotide messenger RNA. RefSeq lists its product as uncharacterized. Lineage: Eukaryota; Viridiplantae; Streptophyta; Magnoliopsida; Fabales; Fabaceae. Gene Ontology annotation, molecular function: RNA-DNA hybrid ribonuclease activity; nucleic acid binding. The record is from RefSeq and is a predicted model, not a curated record. The transcript has 4 exons. Bases 1 to 1185 code for a protein of 394 amino acids.